CGUUGUGUUCGUGUACGCGUUGUUUCCAACCGCGUGAAUUAGCUUGAGAACGGGCCAAUGAGCACGUGACUUCAAACUUCUGCUUUUCCGCGCUUCUUGCCCAUUGUCAACCACACACAGUCCAUGUCGCCAUGGCUGAAUUGAAUCCGUCCAUCGCCCAGUGCGCUGUUGUGGCCACGGCUUUGAAAGUCCUUCUUUUCCCCGCGUACAAGUCGACCGAUUUCGAGGUUCAUCGCAACUGGCUUGCCCUUACUCAUUCAUUGUCGAUAAAAGAAUGGUAUUAUGAAAAUACUUCAGAAUGGACUCUGGAUUAUCCCCCCUUCUUCGCUUAUUUCGAGUGGCUUAUGUCUCAAGCCGCCGCAUAUAUUGAGCCUGGAAUGCUCAAUGUCAAGGCCCUCGGCUAUGACAGUUGGCAGACCAUUUAUUUUCAGCGGACUACAGUGAUUCUCACUGAGCUAGUCUUGGUUUAUGCCUUGCACCUCUACGUGAAGACUUCCAAGACUAAAGUCACUGCACAUGCUGCCGCAUUGUCCAUUCUUCUCUCACCUGGGCUUCUCAUCAUCGAUCACAUCCAUUUCCAGUACAAUGGCUUCCUAUAUGGAAUCCUCAUCCUUUCUAUGGUUCUUGCUCGGAAUAAGUCAACAGUUCUCUUAUCCGGACUUCUCUUUGCUGCUCUGCUAUGCCUCAAGCAUAUCUACUUGUACCUUGCUCCCGCAUACUUCGUCUACCUCCUACGCGCGUACUGCUCAGGGCAACAAUCGUCAUUCCCGUAUUUUCGAGUUCGCUUCUUGAACUGCAUCAAACUAGGCGUAGGUAUCGUUGCAGUAUUCGCUAGCGCGUUUGGACCAUUUGCGCUAUGGGGCCAACUUGAACAAGUGUUCCGUCGCCUCUUUCCAUUUUCACGAGGGCUUUGUCAUGCUUAUUGGGCGCCGAAUAUCUGGGCGAUGUACUCAUUCGUAGAUCGCGUUCUCAUUCAAUUGGCUCCUCGUCUGGGAUUGGCCGUCGAUGUUGAAGCAAUGAAUAGUGUCACCAGAGGCUUGGUCGGGGAUACGUCAUUCGCCGUACUUCCUGAUAUAGCACCCCUGGUGUGCUUUCUUCUAACCUUGGGUGCUCAAAUCCCUGUGCUCCUCCGACUUCUCUACAAGCCCACUUGGCAUACGUUCGUUGGUGCUGUCACGUUGUGUGGCUAUGCCUCAUUCCUGUUUGGCUGGCACGUUCACGAGAAAGCGAUCCUUCUCGUCAUCAUACCGUUCAGCCUGAUCGCGCUCAUCGACCGCAGGUAUUUCGGCGCUUUCCGACCUUUGGCUGUUGCUGGUCAUGUGUCCCUCUUCCCCCUCCUGUUCACAGCAGGCGAAUUUCCUGUGAAGACAGUGUAUACUAUCUUCUGGCUUGUACUGUUUCUUCUGAUCUUUGACAGGCUUGCCCCCGCUUCGCCGCGGCCACGAAUCUUCCUACUUGAUCGCUUCUCUUUCCUCUAUAUCGCCCUCUCCAUUCCUUUGAUUGCGUACUGUUCAUUGUUUCAUGGCAUCUUCUUCGGAUCUCGCUAUGAAUUCCUUCCACUUAUGUUUACCAGCUCUUAUUCAGCCAUCGGAGUGGGCUUGGACGCCAAGCUGCUCGUAGGUACGCUCUCAUACAUUACUCUCCCCAUUGACAGCUCCCACCUCUCUCGACGCUCCCUCCGCCACUCAACUAUCGAUCGCACAACUCCCGCGCCCACAACACUCGCGACUUCAAAACAACUCGAGCUGACACGCUUUUUCGGAAUCAUAUACGCGUCUCGGAAUCGGACCGCGGAAGAGUGCGCCAACUUUACCCAGAAUCUCCUCCGGUUCCGUUCGGAGCUUCUGUUUGCCUUGACCGUUCACAAGAGGGGCGAACGCUUCGAGCUAUUACCAGGGCUAGCCUGCGGUAGACUCAGACUACGCGCUUCACGUCUCGCGACGCUUCCGAAAGUGCUCUACAAGCGCAAGCCUGUCAAGUUCGACCCUCACCCCAAGAACCUCGAUGAUGGUACUGAGGUCUAUCCAAUAGAGGAGACAGGAGAGGUCUAUACCGAAUACGAGAAGUUCCUCGACAGACGCGACUUUUAUGAUCAGGCAAGUGCAGUCCUGUUAACAAGAACUACGACUCUAACACCACUACAGAAAGUAUUCACGUGCGAGGCAACCGGACACACCAAAUACACCUUUUUCGAGGCUAGGGAGAGCGAGGUAGGCAUUACGUCAGUACGGGACAAGGACAAUCAGAGUGUAACAACAAUUCAGAUGGAAGCUGCAAAGGAGAUCAAUAGCAUCUUUCCUGACGGUCUGAGAUCUCUCGUGCUCCACUGGGUCCAGUUCCAAACUACAUCGCGUAUGGAUGACUUGGUCAACAAAACUUAUGAUCACUUCAAGGAACAUUUCAUGAUCAGGGACCGCGUCUCGAUCGAGAGUGAUAACAACACGCGUCGCUUCGGUAUGAUCACAGAAAUGACUAGCAACGAACAUCUGCAGACUAUGUUUGCCGGACAGUCGGAGGACGAGGCAUAUCGUUCGUUUACUUAUGUCAUUAAGAUGGACGACACCGGCGAGAACGUGACCAAGUACAAGGCUUCGGAGCUCCAGCGGGACAACAGAGUCUAUUCGAAGCUCAUACUUAAGCAAUUCCUCCGCAGUACUAUCUCACGGGAAUCAUGGAUCGGCGCACCCUGGAUGGCCAAAGAACAUUUGGUGAAACGCUACAGCAUCCCAACCACGAUCCCCGAGAACAAAACUCGAGAAGCCAUUAUGGCUCAGAAAAAAGCAUUGAAUGCUUCACACUCAAACGGCACGAGUCCACCAGUGCAGCAACCGUAUCUACAGAACCAACCCAAUGGUCAUGCGCCUAACGUCAACGGGCAUCGGCCGUCGUUACCAGUGCCGGGGCAGGGGCAGCCUACCUUUGUCAACUUCUCAGCAAACCCAUCGCAGCCUCAACGACACGCUACUGCAGGACCACCAAUGAUGCAUCCGCCACUCAUCGGGCCACCUCGAGGGUUUCAUGCGCCUCCGCAGCCAAUCCAUUAUGUUAACGGACAGCCAAUGCACCCACCUGGUUAUCUUGUGACUAAUUUCCCACCACAAUACGCUUAUGUGCAACAACAGCACGCGCCCCAUCCUAGCACAGGACCAACCAUGAACCAACACUACCAAACCAGCUUUCCGCAUAAUCAACGACCUCCGGCAGCACACGUUCCACAACCGCAGCAAGCACAACCAGUGACCAAGCCGUUCGAGCCAGUCAAGUAUCCCUGUGAGGAUUUGGAGAUCAGGAUACCAAAGACGGAGCCUGCACGACCGACGCUGAAGUUCUUAUGCGACGAUACGCCCAAGGGUGCCGAGCCGCUUCCCGAUGAUGAGAAGACCGGCAUCCUCAUGAAGAGUGUCGGGCCCCUGUUGUGCAUAUGGGAAACCCUCAACGUUCACGACACGGUCUACAUGCUCGAUUCGUUUACGUUCGACGAUUUCGUGGAUGCCAUGCUCUUCUCCUCUGAGGAGACGGAAUGUGAAUUAUUCGUCGAAGUUCACUGCUCCAUCUUGAAGCAGAUUGUCAGCAGUUCUGGGAAAUUCCAAGCGCCUCUUCCAAACAUGGAUGAUGCUGACGACUCGGACGAUGAGGAGUCGAGCACAGAGUCAACGCCAACGCCUGAGCCGGAACCGCCUGUUCGAAAAACCCGCAGCAGUUUGAGGAAGUCAGAGGUCCAGCAAAUCGUCAAGCCACGUACUCCUACUCCUGAACUGCCGAAACAAAUCCACAAAGCCGCAGAGUUCGUUGCGGAGUUCGACUGGGUUGAGCAGUGCAAGGACCGAAACUUCCGAGAAGGUGGAUGGCAGUCAAGUAUGGUUGGCCUUUUGUACCGUUUGUCUUUCGACCCAACACAGAAGUCAGCCUGCGACGAGAUUCUGGCUGAGCUUGUCCCGCCUGAUGAGGAACCUACUGUCGACAAUGUCGCGUCCAACUACGUUCAUCUCGACGUCAACCUUCGCAUUGCAGCGCUAGAGUCGGCGCUCAGGUUGACUGUCGCCACGGAAACCUUCCGCGAUCAGCUUGUUGCCGCUGCCCAAGAGUUAACCCGCCUGCGUAAAGAGAAAAUCGAGUUCCAGAGGAAGCGGAAAGAACUGGCCGACGAGCUUUUCAAGUUGGAUCUUGAGCGGAGGAUCCACCUUCCUGCCAACACCCCGGCGUCACCAACAGAUACAACUUUGAACGAAAGUAUGGACGUUUCGAUGACAAGUGUUACGGAGGAAACUAAAGAAAGCACCGAAGCGGGUGGCGAAGAUUCGGAUGCUGCCAACCGUCGACUUCGUCAUACAAACAAGAAUAAGCGCAAGGCCGCCGCCGACGAAGUCAGGAAGGAGAGAGCGAAGAAAGCGAAAGCCGACGCUGAGAAGACGAAGAAGCAAAAGGAGUGGGAGAAGCUUUUGGACUCCAUUGAGAAGAAAAAAGACGAGCUCAAGGAAUGCGAGGCUAGCAUCAACGAGCUCGACGACGAUCUCCGCGAAACACGUGUGCACCGCAGCACGGUGCUUGGAAAAGAUCGUUUCCUGAACAAGUACUACUGGUUUGAGCACAAUGGAAUGCCGUUUGGAGGUGUUCCGAACAGUUCCACGGCGGAAUACGGUUACGCCAAUGGACGUAUAUGGGUGCAAGGACCAGACGAACAUGAACUGCAGCCAAAUAUGGAGGAGCCGGCUUUGUCUCAAGACCUGCAUCGCCUUGGCUUCACUAUUCCUCAACGCAAGGAGAAAGAAGAAGGCGCAACGCAUCUCGCCAACGCUUCUGAAUGGGGAUAUUACGAUGAUCCUGAGGAGAUCAGUGCUCUCUUGGAAUGGUUGGAUGUACGAGGCCAUCGAGAGAGGUUACUCAUGAAGGAACUGCAAGCUUUCGGCGAGCGCAUCACUGAAUACAUGGGCAUCUUGAAAGGACAUAAAUCGAAGGCCGAGGAUCCAAAGGAAGACGACGAGGAUGAAGAUCUGCCCCGAGUGUCCACACGAAACAAGGCCCAUGCCGAGAAGGACGCGACCAAGGACCGCUGCUUGCAUUGGACCAACAGCAUCAUGCGGGAAGAGUAUGGUUACAACCAUAUCGAGGAAUACGAACCCCCGAAGAAGACGACGAAGACGAAGGCGACGAAAGCGAAGGCCAAGGGCAAGCGCUAGGUCCCGUUGACCUCUUACUUGUAAGCACGGGAUGUUUUGUUUGUUGUUUUGAUGCAUCAAACAUCAUCCCCUGUGCGGUCAAGGCACAUCAAAGAAAACAUAGCCUUGUACAAAUCUGUGUCUGUACCAUCUGGGCGUUACAAGCAAUGGCGCUACGGUCUACGAGGUGUGAUAAGCAUUAUGGGUCAUACAGCAUUUAUCUUGGAGUUGGGGGUGUUUUGGCGAUACUCAGUUAGAGGAUUCACGCGGUGUUUUCGAAUGGCUGGGUACAGCCAGAUUUCAGCAUUCUGUGCUCAGCAGUUUCUGGGCUCUGUGGGCAGGCGUUUUACUUUACUCCUGAGUCCUUCCCUGGUGAUAUUACAAGGGUGGUCGGAUUCUUUAGGCGUCACGGCCGUGUACAUUGGACUGUAGAAAGUACAAACGAUUCGAUUCGAUUAUUCUUCUACUUGGCUCAACCUGAAACUCGC
This is a messenger RNA of Dothidotthia symphoricarpi CBS 119687, 5644 nucleotides long. RefSeq names its product glycosyltransferase family 57 protein. The transcript is spliced from 14 exons. NCBI's taxonomy places the organism in Eukaryota, Fungi, Ascomycota, Dothideomycetes, Pleosporales, Dothidotthiaceae. Gene Ontology annotation, molecular function: hexosyltransferase activity. The record is from RefSeq and is a predicted model, not a curated record. Bases 132 to 5177 code for a protein of 1681 amino acids.